ACCGGAUCGAUGGAUGGAUAGGAUAGCUCGAAGCGAAUGCCAGCCGACGCAGCAGUGUUGUUCGGACCGCAGACUGUUUAAGAUGCAGCUGUAAACCCAUUUCAAAAGGGAAUUGAUCAUGUCGCUUAAUUGCAACAGUCCUCGUCUGAAAAUCACUCGACAGCCGCAGUCUACUUACAAUUUCCCUUACGAGAGCGAAGUCAAAAACGGCCGCGGAUAUCUCUACGCCGAUCCUGCUAAUGAAAAAAGAUGGAUCCGCGUCCAAUUGGAAAAUUGGGAGGGCGAAGAGGACGAGGUUUGCAUCAGAUGUUCACUCGUCACCGACAGCCCUGAUCGUUCACCGCACUUCCACCGCCUAGGAAUAAGGAAGACAAAUCGAAUUCACAUUCAAGAAUACCAAGACGGCGUAUUGUCGAAACGUGAUAACUGCAUAACUGCGACGUUUCCUGGCUUGUCGAUCGUCCGUACCAAAAUACCAAAUAGUGGCGACAAAGAGAUAAUUAAAAUGAUGUGGUUGAGGCGAGACUCGGUCAGAAUCAAGUUCGAGGCGUUUGUGUUUGACGAUGGGACGUCGUCUCGACAGUACAUCUGCAAUCCCGUCUACUCUCAACCUAUCGGCCCUUCAAUAAUCUAUAGCUCUGUUAUAUCAUGAAACAAUUAUCCAAUACAGACAAUUUGUCAAUAGUCAGUGAAAUAAAAAUGGUUUUGAAAAUCAAAGGCGAUCAAAAGUGUUCGCAUUGUUUUUCUGG
Molecule: messenger RNA, 749 nt
Organism: Daphnia pulex (common water flea)
Lineage: Eukaryota; Metazoa; Arthropoda; Branchiopoda; Diplostraca; Daphniidae
Exons: 5
Coding region: 119-652 (177 amino acids)
Biological process (GO): regulation of DNA-templated transcription
Molecular function (GO): DNA binding; DNA-binding transcription factor activity
Source: RefSeq, a predicted model, not a curated record